CUCCUAUCUCGAUCCCAUCGCUUUACUUCUUUGCAGCAGCCUUCGCGAUUCUCGAUUCAGAUCGUCACCAUGUCCGGCCGCGGCAAGGGAGGCAAGGGGCUCGGCAAGGGCGGCGCUAAGCGCCACCGCAAGGUCCUCCGCGACAACAUUCAGGGCAUCACCAAGCCGGCGAUACGCCGCCUCGCCCGCCGUGGCGGCGUCAAGCGCAUCAGCGGCUUGAUCUACGAGGAGACCCGCGGCGUACUCAAGAUCUUCCUCGAGAAUGUCAUCCGCGACGCCGUGACCUACACUGAGCACGCUCGCCGCAAGACGGUCACUGCCAUGGAUGUGGUCUACGCCCUCAAGCGGCAGGGGCGGACCCUCUACGGGUUCGGAGGCUAAGCCCUUUCGCAAGCUCGCUAUCAAUGGUGCUCGUGCUUCAAGAUACUAUAACUUUUUGUUUAGAUUUGCACGAAUUAUUUGUUUAGCUCGCUAUGAAGCUGAGAUCCUAAAAUGAAUAGGCCCUUUUGCCGAGCUCUUAUUUGUUGAUCUUUUGAAAGGAGUAGAGUUUCAAUUUGAAUAAUAAAAACUA
Molecule: messenger RNA, 571 nt
Organism: Zingiber officinale
Lineage: Eukaryota; Viridiplantae; Streptophyta; Magnoliopsida; Zingiberales; Zingiberaceae
Product: histone H4
Exons: 1
Coding region: 70-381 (103 amino acids)
Biological process (GO): nucleosome assembly
Cellular component (GO): nucleosome
Molecular function (GO): protein heterodimerization activity; structural constituent of chromatin; DNA binding
Source: RefSeq, a predicted model, not a curated record